Messenger RNA from Solanum dulcamara, 1669 nucleotides. Its product is annotated as probable pectate lyase P59. The coding region runs from base 195 to 1538 and encodes 447 amino acids. The transcript is spliced from 4 exons. The record is from RefSeq and is a predicted model, not a curated record. Lineage: Eukaryota; Viridiplantae; Streptophyta; Magnoliopsida; Solanales; Solanaceae. Gene Ontology annotation, molecular function: pectate lyase activity.
GUUGUCUCAUUGAGACCGAGCCCUAAGUUAAAAUAUUGUCGCGGCCGGUCAAUAAAGGGCCAGAACCCCUACAGAGUUAAGGGUUCGACCCUUGACCAUCGUUACAACAACAGGAGGGUUAAAAAAACGGAAAAAAAAAUAUCUAUAUCAAAAAUAUUAAAAAAACAAAAAAUAUUUAUAAAAAAAAAACAGAGAUGGGAGGACCUAAGUUAAAGUAUACCUUCUUAUUUAUAUGUAUCACUUUAGCUACAAUAAUACCGACCCUAAUGGCUCAUAUUGGUCACUACGACGAGGUGUGGAGGAGGAGAGCCGAAGAAGCAAAGGAGUAUGCCCGUCAAAUUUAUGAGCCACACCCUGAAAAUGUCACACUUGCAUUUAACCAAAAACUUCGCGACACAAUGAAGGAAUUAAAGGCAGUGAAAGUUAGCAAUAGCACAAGGAGGGGCCUAGGGACGAAAAAGUACAAAGGACCUUGCAUGGUUACAAAUCCUAUUGAUAGAUGCUGGAGAUGUGACCCUAAUUGGGCAGACAAUAGGAAAAGACUAGCAGAUUGUGCAAUGGGAUUUGCAUCUAAGGUCACAGGUGGCAAAGACGGUGAAUUCUACGUUGUCACUGAUAAUUCUGAUGAUUAUAACGAUCCAAAACCCGGAACUCUUCGUUACGCUGUUAUCCAAAAGGAGCCAUUGUGGAUCAUAUUUAAAAAGAGUAUGACCAUUAGGUUGCACCAGGAGAUGAUCAUGCAGAGUGACAAGACCAUCGAUGCUCGUGGGGCUAAUAUUCACAUUGCUAAAGGCGCUGGCAUAACCCUCCAGUACAUCAAGAACGUAAUCAUCCACGGACUUCACAUUCAUGACAUUGUUGAGGGAAAUGGUGGAAUGGUUCGGGAUGCUGUGGACCAUAUUGGGAUACGUACAAAGAGUGAUGGGGAUGGUAUUUCAAUCUUCGGUGCAUCCAAUAUAUGGAUUGAUCACGUCUCUAUGGAACGUUGCUACGAUGGGCUGAUUGAUGCUGUGGAAGGAUCAACUGGUAUCACUAUAUCAAAUGGACAUUUCACUGACCACAAUGAGGUGAUGUUGUUUGGUGCAAGUGAUAGUUCUUCCAUAGAUCAAGUUAUGCAAAUCACAUUAGCAUUCAAUCAUUUUGGGAAGAGAUUGGUACAAAGAAUGCCAAGGUGCCGAUGGGGAUAUAUACAUGUUGUUAACAAUGACUAUACUCAUUGGAAUAUGUAUGCCAUUGGUGGUAGCAUGCAUCCCACUAUCAUUACCCAGGGUAAUCGUUUUAUUGCCCCGCCAGACAUCUUCAAGAAGCAGGUAACAAAGAGGGAGUACAGCCCAGAAUCAGUAUGGAUGCAAUGGACAUGGAGAUCAGAGGGAAAUCUAUUCAUGAAUGGUGCAUACUUCACAGAAUCUGGUGAUCCAGAUUGGUCCAAGAAACACAAAGAUCUUUAUGAUGGCAUAUCAGCUGCCCCAGCAGAAGAUGUCACUUGGAUUACUAGGUUUGCAGGUGCACUUGGCUGCAAAGAAGGAAAACCUUGUUAGACAAAUUCAUUCAAUUUUUUAAUCGACAUCAAAUAACUGUCGCUAUAUUUUUUUGUAUGUAUCUUUCGUGAUCACUAAUUGUAAAUUAAUUUUUUUCUUGUGACUAUAAAAAUUUAUUAACUUUCAUUUUU